Thermochaetoides thermophila DSM 1495 is the source of this 2529-nucleotide messenger RNA. RefSeq lists its product as uncharacterized. Gene Ontology annotation, cellular component: fungal-type vacuole membrane. Lineage: Eukaryota; Fungi; Ascomycota; Sordariomycetes; Sordariales; Chaetomiaceae. The record is from RefSeq and is a predicted model, not a curated record. Bases 1 to 2529 code for a protein of 842 amino acids. The transcript is spliced from 3 exons.
AUGUCGGACGCUUCAGAGAGGUCGCCGUUGCUUUCUAAUCACAGAGCUGAGAGAGAUGAGACACAGCAAGUCAUCGAGUCGACUCCUCUACUGUCAACAGCCGCGACAACGCUGCGUUACGAUGGCCAGACCGAUGGUGACGCCAGCCACGAUGCGGAUCCUACCUCUAUGACCGGUCGGUCGUCAGGCCCGGUCUCCUCCAAAGCGUCCAAGUCAAAGAGGAUACGAUGGCCGUCCGUUAUUGCGGUGAUAGUCCUGUCUUUAUUCGCAGUGGCGGUUGUGGUCCUUGGGUUUGUUGUUCCUUCUGCAGUUGAGGAGUAUGCCAAGCAAGCAGCGGUACUGGAGCCGACCGACCUUUCUCUUGUCUCCAUUACUGCUGAGGGCGUCCGGGUACGAAUCCAAGCAAACUUUCGGCUCGAUGCACAGCGUGUACCAGAUGGGAGAGUCCGGAGCAUCGGCAAGACAGUCGGCUGGCUGAUCGGAGAGAUCAAGACCGGCCCAACGAGGAUCAACGUCUAUCUGCCCCAGAAAAAUGAUAUGCUUCUCGGCACGGCUGCUGUACCCCCAUUGAGCGUCAGCAUUACUGCUGGCCAGAAUAAUGCCAUCGACAUUGUAGCCGACUUGAUUCCCGGCGAGGCUGAGAGCAUCCGAACGAUUGCAAAUGAGUGGCUGCAAGGAAGACUGAAGACCGUGCAGCUUCGUGGGCAAGCAGAUGUCCAGCUGACUGCGGGCAGCAAGUUGCCUCACAUGCCCAAAUACAACAUUACGUCGCUGAACGUUCGAGAUGAUCCCCUGCCAGGACAUGAAGGAAAGACGAUAGCCGUUGAGGUGUCGAUACUCACAUUCAAUGAGUACCCGAUAUCUCUCGAUGUGCCCGAGCUAGCAUUCGAAGUUCUUGUUCCUGGAUGCACCGCUGCCGCGCCAUCAAUUCUCGUCGCUGCUGCUACUACAAACGCAAUCGCUGUGCGGGCCCAUUCUGAUGUGAUUGUGGAUGUACGCGGUUCGCUGGUUCAACUUCCUGAUUCCCUGACUCGGCCAUGCCCAGACUCAGACUCAUCACCGCUUGACAUGCUUUUCGAAAAGUACCUCGGUGGGAAGCCAGCAACCGUGUUCGUUCGAGGCCAGAAGCAACCUGUUGCUGAAGUCCCCGGUUGGAUCAUUGAACUUCUCUCAAGCAUCACUGUGCCUGUUGCCUUGCCCGGGCGCCCUCUUGACAACCUGCUCCGCGAGUUCAGCUUGAGCGAUGUCUCUUUUGACAUGCCCGACCCGGCAGCAGAUCCUGAGGAUCCAAGAUCUAAGCCUCGGGUGUCUGGCACCAUCGUUGCUACGGCGGAGCUUCCUGCUGAGCUCGACUUGACUCUUAAUGUGACUGGCGUUCGCGCUAAUUCCGAUGUCUUUUACCGGGGAAGGAAACUCGGUGAACUCAAGUUGAAGAAAUGGCAAAAGGCAACAUCAACUCAGCUUCCAAAGAAAACUGGCCAACAUGCUGCGCUUCUCAAAAUUCAAGCCCGCAUUAACAAUGCACCGGUCGAUGUGACAAACCCUAAUGUUUUGACCGACAUCAUCCAAUCCAUCUUAUUCGGCAAAGAUGUCAUAUUAGGGAUCAAGGCCUUAGUAGACGCCAAAGUCCAAACUGUCCUUGGCGAUCUCAUGAUAAAGGCCAUCCCAGCAGAGGGCAAAUUCCCAAUCAAACCUCCCGAAGGCGGCUUUCUGCAUUCUGCCGUACCAGAGGUCAGCAUCAUGAAGGUUACCAAUACAACCUCGACUACUUUGUCUUUCGAUGCGUUAGUAAACGUCACAAAUCCCACGUUGUACUCGGCACAUAUUCCAUUUAUCAGCGUACAUAUCGAAAGCAAUGGAACAACCAUUGGAGAAGUGCAUGCGAAAAAGUUAAACAUACGUCAAGGACGCAACACAAAUUUGGUCGUCUCGGCUACAUGGAACCCGGAGAUGGGCGGGAAAGAAGGUCUUCAACGCGGUCGUGAUGUCAUCUCCCAGUAUCUCUCUGGGUUCAACACGAGCUUCAUUGUGCGAACCCAUAGAGGGACUAUUCCUACUCUUCCUCUCCUUGGAGAGGCCCUCGCUCAAUUGAAUAUCACGCUUCCAGCCCCGAGGUUCGCAUGCAGUGAUGGUGCUGGCAGCGACAAGAACAACCCCGAAGGGCCUUGCUUCAUCCGCGAUGCGACCUUCCAUCUCCUCUCAUCCACGGCAACGUUCACCCUCGUCUCGCCUCUUCGUGAUACUACUAUAUUUAUUGACAACGUUGAUGCGACUGCGUUGUAUAACCAUUCAGAGCCCCUCGGCCGCAUCCGUUACUACCUCCCGUUUGCUGCCCCACCCGGAGCGUCGACCACACCUAAGCUGCCAGUUGAGUGGUCAUUCGAUUCGAUCGGGUAUGGAAAGCUAAGGGAUGCGCUGGGUGGACGGAUGAAGGUUGAUGCGAAGGCUGAUGUUGGAGUGAGGAUUGGCCAGUGGACGGAACGGGUUUGGUACAUUGGCAAGGGAAUUGGAGCUAGUGUUAGGCUGUAG